AUGUCCUAUGAACAAGGACUUUUAACUAUGAAUCAGCAAUAUUAGUUAAAUGAGACCAUAGUAGAUAUGUAUGAUACAUUAAUAAACAAUUAUUUAUUAUUUAUUGGAAUAUGGUCUAAAUAUAAUCCCUAAGGGAUAACAUAGUAAGUUGGGCUUGUCGGGCUAAUGGAUUCAAAUUGCUUUCAUUAUCAGAGUUUGAUUGGAAAAUCAUCAAAAUAUUUGUAAUUAAUAUAUUAUGAUUGUCUUGAUCCCGAAAGUAAAACUAUAUUAAAGGUUUUAACUUUUUCAACGCUAGAUGGCCAAUAACACAUAUAUCAGAUAGAUAUUGACCCAUUGGAAUAUGAAAAUGUAUGGCAUUUAUUUGAAUUACUUUAUUAUCCUUCAAAUAAUAUUAUAGAAUUUAUAAUGGUAAACCAAAAUGAUAUUUUGCUUUGGAAAAAAUUGGAUAGUCGUCUUAAUGUAGAAAAUUAUGUAAAAAACACUAUUGGAGGGGGCCUCAUUGUACAAAAUUCAAAUUUGAAUUCAAUUUAAGCAGGAACUUUAUUUUCAUACUUUCCAGGUUAGAUGUAUUUGAUAUCUAUACCAACUCAUUAUAUUUCUGAGAUAUAUUUAAGUUUUGGGAUAAUUAUCUAUGUGAAUGAUUUUGGUAUUGAAUCUAAUACUGAAUGCAAGAAUAACUCAAUUAAUUCAUAAAUUUUGGACUAAGAUUUGAUUUGGCUGGAUUAAAAGUCAUAUAUCUCUGAAGAAAUCAACAUUGAUUCCUUUAUAUUUGCUGGUUGGUUUAGAAUUACGCAUAUAAAUCAAGUUGAUGAUGAUUUUACCUUUCAAUUUAUAAAAAUAAGUAAAAAUACUUAAUCUUAGUAAUUCUCUAAUCCUAACCUAGCACCAUUUCAAUUGUUCUAUAAAAUAUCUCCAAAUAACAAUAAAAUAAUAAUUACUACUUAUAGCUAUAAUUUUCCAUCAGUAAGUUUAGAUUUUACUAAUAGUGACAACAAUUUUAUAAUAACAGAAGAGUUUGAAAUUAAUCAUAGCAUUUCUCUUUGGCAUAGUUUAUUUGUAAAUCUAGAGUAGGAUCAAAUUUUUAUUUAGAUUAAAUUUUUCGGUUCAGUUGGAAUAUAUGAAUAUUCAAAGUCACUCAAUGUCAAAUAAUUUAAUAAUGUAUUAUAUUUGAUAAGAUAUGGAAAUUUAAUGAAAUCAGUAGAGAAUUAUUUAAAUAUUUAAACUAGAAAUGUUAAAUUUUAUAAUUGCUAAUAAUAAUUAGAAGAAUAAAAUUGCCAUUUUUCAUGUUAGAAUUGCAUUGGUCCAACAAAUUUAGAUUGUUUAUCUUGUUCUGAAGCUUCAUAAAGAAUAUAUAUACCAGAAAGGAAAGCCUGUAUUUGCCCAUAUUAAUAUUUCGAUGAUUAAUUUAAUUAGAAUUGUUUGUCACAUUUUGAUUUGUUAUUUGAAAUUAAGGAUUUACAAAAAAGUAAUGAUUGCAAAUUUGGUUAUUUUGAGUUCGAUGAUUCAUGUUAUGCAUGGUAAAUUAUAUUAUAAUUUAUAAAGUCCUUCAAUUUUUUCUGAAAAACAGACAACAUGUUUAGAGUGUAUAUAAAAUGCAAAAGGAUGGUCAGAGAAUUCCUAUUGUUUUACGACUGUUUAUAUAGAUCCUAAUGGGAAUACAGUAAGAAAAGAAGAAUCAAUAGAAACAGAUUAAAACUUUAUUUUCGAUGGUUUAGAACCAUAUUUGUGUAAAGCUUGCAUUAAAGGAUCCUUUUUUAAUAUUGAUAAUAUAUUUAACCAAUUCACUUAAUUGCAAUAAGCAUUUUAAUCACUAUGUUAGAUAGGUCCGUCACACCUUUUAUAUUAAGAAUUUACUAUAAACUUGUGUUAUAAAUGUUAAUUGCAAUACUGCCAAAUCUGUACUAUAGAAAUGACACGGUAGAUAUGUAUUAAAUGCUAAAAAAAUUACUAAUCUAUAGAUGGAGCUUGUAUUAUUAAAUACAGUUUCCCUGGUUCUGAAGUUGGUUGUAGAUUGCCUAAUUAUCUAAACUCAUUUAAAGAAUGUAAAUUGUGCCAAAUUAAAAAUUGCAAAUAUUGUUUUGAAUAUAAGAAGGAUGAUUUAGAAAAGUCUACUUUAUAUGCUAACUUCGAGAAAUUUGGAUACGAUGAAUUCUUAAACGUUGGAUGUGCAAUGUGUGAAGAAAAUUACAUGUUUGACUUUAUAAUUGGAAAGUGCAUUUAUAAAUAACCUUCCUUAUCUACUUGCUUAAGGGCGUUUGUUAAUUUAGAUGGUUAAGAAAUAUGCACUUUAUCAUCUACUGAUUUUAGUGUGGCACCAGAAAUAAUCAAUUGUGGAAAGUUAAUUCAAAAUUGUUUAUAAUGCAUAAUCACUCCUCUGUAUGAAGUUAAAUGCAUCAUUUGUAAUGUAGGGCUUGUAGCCUCAAUCAGAUAUGGAAACUGUUAUAAACAAACGUUAGAAUCUGUAAAUGCUAAAAUUGUAAUUGAAGGAGAAACCUAUUGGGAUGCCUCUAUUUAGAGAAUCUAGAGUUUUAUGAUGAAAUUUUUACCAAACCAAUAUUAUUAUUAAAAAUUUUAGUAUACGUAGUUUUACUUUCCAUAAGAAAUAGAAUGUAAUAAGGGAGACUAAUUAUAUUAAUCAAAUAGAUGCUUGAAAUAUUGCACUUCAGAAUGUUUGGAUUGUUAAGAGAAUAAAAAUGCAGCAUAUUUUUAUUGUGCAACAUGCCCAUUAAAUUAUUACUUAUAACCUAUUCGUAUGCAAGAUGAGGGUUCAUGCAUUAGGUGUGCUGAAUUGUGCGACAUAUGCCAAAUAAGAUCUGAAGCUGAAAUAAAAGUAAAUAUUGUUAUUAUUAUUUAGAAACUAAAUCCCUACUUUCUUCUCACAGAUGAGAACAAAAGGUAUUCUUAUAAAUGUGUGCGACCAGUAUAGAAUUAAAAUGUUAUAAUAGAUUCUUAAUUUUAAAUUGCUAAAUAUUGUUAUACUCCAAAUUGUAAUUUAGAAUACAUUUUUACAUUGUCUCAUUUUAUCUUAAAAAUAGACGAGUAACUUAUAUUCAAUAUUGUAAUUAAAUUGGAUUGUAAGUCUUGAAAUUUUAAAUUAAUUUUCCCCAUUUGUAAUGGGAAAAAUAUCAAUAUGUAUGUGAAUCAAAGAAAUAUAUUUUUAGUUUAUAAGUUCUAAAAAUUGAACUUAAUUUUUCUUACUAUUAGGGUUCUCCAACAUAUUUCUAUGGUUUUGAUGAGAUAGAAAUCAAAAAUGUAUAUUUUAGUUAAAGAGUUACUCAAAUACUAUUUUAAAAUCAAAAUUAAAAAGUUAAUCUCAUCUUAAAUAACAUCGUGAUUUAUGAAAACUCUUAUAAUAAUAUCAAUCCUUUAUUUAAUUCAGAUCUAUUUGGGGAUAUUACAUUGGAUAACAUUAUAAUAUAUAAUUCAAAUUUCACUUCAUCAUCAUUAUUUAAAUUAAAUUAAUAAUUUUAACAAGGGAAAUUGAAAAUUUCAAAAAUGAGAUUGUAAAAUUGUAUUUUUACAAACAGUCAACUAUUUUGGUUAAUUAAUAAUAAUCAAGUUUAAAUUUAGAUAGAUGAAUUACUUAUUUAUGAAACCGUAUUUCUUAAUUCCUCAUUCAUCACUUUUAUUACAAAUACCAAAGGCUAAAGUAGAAUGGAAUUCAAAGAUAUAACAAUAACAUCAAGUCAGUUUGUGAACUCUUUCAUUUUCAAUUUUACUAAUUUAUAAGAAAUUACAAUAAAUAAUGUUUUGCUUAACAAUAAUUCAAUAUUUCUGUCAACCAUUUUCGUGUUUAAUAAGGAUUUUUCUAUGUUUUAAACCUCAUUAGAAAGUAACAAAUUUGUACAAUCUUACUUUCUUGCAACUCUGGAAACAUAAAGCAAGGAAUAUAUAUAUUUUUUAGUUGAUAAUUGCAAAAUUUUUGAAAAUGAAUUUAAUAACACUAACCUAUUUUAUAUAUCAAAUGAAAAUAUGUACUUUAAAUUAAAAACCGUUCAAAUUUAUUUUAACUAAGGGUAGGCUAAUUAAAAUCGUAUUAGUCUAUUUAAUAUUCAUUGCUUUCAACUUGAAAUUGAUAAUAUAUAAAUAGUUGAAUAAUAUAACCUUGGCAUUUUCUAUUUUUUAGAAGUUGUUCAAAUAUUUGUAUCAAACAUAAUUUACGAAAAUCAGAAUAUUAAUAUUAAAGUUCCAUCUAAUAUGAAUUGUAUAAAUUACAAAUAUUAAAAUUAUCAACUAAUUUUAAUUUCUGGAUACUCUGUUCUUACUCUAAAAAAUAUCAAGGCUAUAAAAUUAUUUAGUAUUGAUUUGUAAUUAAUAGAAAUAUCAUCAACUAGAAAAAGAUGGACUGAGGUACCUUUAAGUCUAGAAAUUAUAAAUUUGGAAUUUCUUGAGAAUUUAUUAUUACAUUAAAAUGAAGCAAAUUAUCUCUCUUUAAUUUCAAUAAAGUCUGAACAUAAUACUAUUAUUUAAAUAGAAAACAUAAGGUUUGAAAAAAAUUUUAUUCAUUAGUAAAUAGAUGAUUCUUAGGAUUCAGCUGCCUCAUUGAUUCAUAUAGAUUUAUUUAAAGGAUAGAUAAAAAUAAAUAAUUUUUAAUGUUCUUAUAAUGCUCUGACUAAUUCUUCAAAUCCAUUUAUUUAUUUGAAAUCUGACUUCAUCACAUUAACAAAUUAUAAUGCCUCGAAACAUAAUAUAAUACCUUUAGAAUUAUGGAACCUAUAUUAUGAUUUGUAAUUAGGAAAUGAGUAAUAUGAAUAUGAUUAGGAACAAAUAAAUUUAAUCAUAUCAUAAAUUUUUAAAAUAAAAAAUAAAUGUGGAGCUGGUUUAAUUGCUGCAUCAAAUUUUAUUUGCUUUAAUUGUUUUUUUGAGGAUAUUAUUGGAUUGAAAAGUUCUGUAUUUGAAAUAAAAUCUUAAGGGGAAGGAUAAGUUUAAUUAAGAAAUAUAAAAAUUAAUUCUUCAGAAUAUGAUUUAAGUUAAAUAACAGAAAGCUCAGGUUGUAUUACUAUUUAUUCAUCCAAUAGUAUGCUUAACCUAAAAAUCAUAAAUGCAGUGUUUGAAAAUACCUUUAAUCGUAUGGCAGCAUCAAUUCUUACCCUAAGUCCAUCUUUGUAUUAAAAUAACAUUUUAAUCUAAGAUGUGAUAAUUAAAAAUUGUAUUUCAUUGAAAAAUCCAAUCAUAAAUAUAGCAUUCUCAACAUAGAACAUCAAUUCAAAUAAAAUUGUUAUCUAAAAUGUAAAUAUCAACUUUUAGGAAGAAGUUUGGGUUAAAUACUUUGGAAAGACUGGAAUGAUAAAUUAAAAUGAAAUAAUUGAGAUAACUGGUACUUCUAAUGCUUUAAUUCAAUUACAAAAUUGCAAUGUAGUUUUGACAAAGAUUCUUUUUUCAGGUGUUUUUAGUUGCCCUUUGAUUAAAUUAAUAAAUCUCUCAUAUUUAUAGAUGUCUUCAAUAUAGGCAAUAGAAAUUAAAGUAUUUUAUGGUUUAAAUCUAUUGGAAAUAAAGUAGGAAUUAUCAAUAAAUUUAUCCAUAAAUAUUAAAUAUGGAAAAUUUUAACGCAUUUCAAUUUAUGAUGUUGUGAAUAAUCCAAUCUAUUAAAAUUCUAAAAUAAAUUAUAUGAUUAAAGGAUGUUUUUAAAUUGAAAAUGUUGAACAAGAAAAAUUUAUACUCUUGAUUAAAUCAUCAAGCUCCUGCAAUCAACGAAAAAAGCAAGCUCUAUUAUUUCACUUCAACUGA
Messenger RNA from Paramecium octaurelia, 5727 nucleotides. The record is from the annotation of a GenBank genome assembly. Lineage: Eukaryota; Ciliophora; Oligohymenophorea; Peniculida; Parameciidae.